AUGACCUCUUCAAUUGAACACGGGGUCCAGCAAGGCAGUACUCUAGAAAAUCAAUGGGAAUAUGAUAUCGUAACAACAGCGCAUCCCAAGGUUCAGUCCCGCGUUGAAAAAUGGCUUCGCCAAAUCGAGGACCGGCAACUACAAAAGAUCGAAGAUCCUCGGAUCCCCGUCGAAAUCAUCUUCCAAAUCAUCGAACUACUUCUUAACGAUCACGACGAAUGUACGGCAGUCUGUCUCGCUAUCACAGGUCGAGCUUAUUAUAGAUUCUUCUGCUCAGUUCACCCAGAACGAGUACUGCUCAUUUCAAGACCACCAUACCCUUUUAGCCAGAAGGAGUUUCCGCCUACCCUCGCAAAACUUCUACACGAUUCGUUGGUUCCAGAGUACCGACUCUCGAAGCGACUCCAAAAAUUCCUUCUUUGCUCUGUCUAUGGAGAUGAAGCCGGCUCUCACAAAGAGUGGGAUCUGAUCCAGCGAACAAGCGACUAUCACAGCAUUAUAUCAAGACAAGGAAGUACAAUCGGAGAACUUAUCUUGCCAAAUCCAUUUGGAAUGGGAACCGAUUGGUAUCUUGCAGCAGUUCGCCAAUUUGUCAAACACGUUGAAGAUGCUGUUCCAGAUUUAUCCACAGUCGGUAGCAAUCUUAUGCAAUAUGUACCAGUCGUAAUGCCCGGGAUCUCUGUGAUUGGACUAACAAUGAGUACAUUCACGUCGACGGGGCUUCCGGUUCGUUUAGUCAAUAUGGCUCCACCGUUGGAUACUAGACCUUGGCUACAUGGAAUACCAUACCCCGGAGUAACUUCGACUGGACACAUAAUGCCUGGACAAACAAUGCUCGGUCAAACACCCGACCAAGAUCAAAUUCGAGAGAACUUGAGAAUGACCAAUCUUGCGGUCAAAGACCAGUAUUCAAGAGUUACAAACAUGCAGAAAACUCACCUUUGGUAUUUCAUGGGAAAGCACGUUAGCACACGGAUUCCAGAUCAUGAUCCGCGUGGUAAUGUGCUCAAUACAACUAGGCGUAUGUGUUUUUGGGAGGCAAUACUUCAAGCUUCAAAGCAAGAUUGGGAACAGUACUUUCUUCUUUUUGCUGACGGGGUUGAGGUUCAAAGAAACAAUGAAUAG
Botrytis deweyae is the source of this 1125-nucleotide messenger RNA. RefSeq lists its product as uncharacterized. Lineage: Eukaryota; Fungi; Ascomycota; Leotiomycetes; Helotiales; Sclerotiniaceae. The record is from RefSeq and is a predicted model, not a curated record. The transcript has 2 exons. Bases 1 to 1125 code for a protein of 374 amino acids.